UUUCCUUCUUUCUUUGUUUGUUUCAAUACAAUAUACAAGAAACAAAGUAUUGUCAACAUCCAUGUGCAUGUUUUAUUCCAUAUGUACCGUUAUGCUCUGACUUUAUAAUUACGCCAUAACAAUAGAUAUCUAUGUUCAACAGGACCAACCAAGCAACAGCCCUAGCAACCAUGGGUGCGCAGUGUACAGGGGGUGUGGUACAUGUAAACACAGAGAGUGGCGUGGACUCGGCCCUUGUGAAAGCGAAAACUGGGAACUACCGAGGCAGUGGGACGGACGGAAAUAUCUUCAUUGCCCUGAUUGACAGCGAAGGAAGGAAAUCACGUGAUAUCCACCUGGACCUGCUGUGGGACGACUUCGAAAAGGGCACUUAUCAGGAGUACAAAGUGGAUGACGUUGCAGUCCGUCCGCCGAUCCGUGAUUUGGAGGUGUGGCGAGACGACAGCCACCCACACGACAACUGGUUCUGUCAGUCCUUCUCCGUGCAGCUUAAACCAGACCGCAACGGACAAACGUACGACUUCCCUGUCAACCGAUGGAUCAAGGCAGGUGAACGAGUCUGGGUGCCCCCUGGCGGUGCAAUACUCCCCCAGUACGACCAUCACGCAGUGAGCCGUGAGAGAGAGCUGCAGGAGAUGAAGAAACGUUACGCCUCCUUCACUCCUUCUCCAGGCCUGCUGCCCAUGUUGGCCAAACUACCACCGGAGGACGAGUUCUCAACCCGACAGAAGAAAUCUAUGAUCACGACGGGGAUCACUUUUGGUGUGAAGAAUCUGCCGAUCCUCAUUGACGACGGGCGGUGGGAAACAUUCGAGGGCAUCAACCAGGUGUUCGAAGAGGACAGAAUCCCGAGGGGAGAGGCCAACUGGAAAACGGAUGAGAAUUUCGGCGCUCAGCGUCUCACUGGAGUCAACCCUACAUCGAUUCGCUUGUGCACGGAGAUACCAAAGGCUUUCGGUGUAACGGCGCCAAUGGUCGAACCUUUCUUGCAAGGCCUGACUUUGGAUGCGGCCAUGCAAAGAAAGCGUCUUUACAUCGUGGAUCACACCGUCAUGAAGAUUACGUCAUUCGCGAUAGACAGACCCGUGAGUCGUAUGUGUGCUCCCUAUGGGCUGUUCUUCGUCAACGACUAUGGCGACCUGGUUCCUGUUGCCAUCCAGUUGUAUCCUAAUGACCAAGAACAAAACCCGGUAUUCCUGCCGGACGAUCCGCCCUACGCUUGGAUGUUGGCAAAGAUGUGGUUCAACUGUGCAGAUGGGAACUACCACCAGGCCGUGCCUCAUCUGGGAUUCACCCAUCUACUGGUAGAGGCACUCGCACUCACGGCCUAUCAGAACCUUGCACCGGCCCACCCGAUUCUCCGUCUUAUGGAGCCACACUUCAUCUACCUUUUUGCUAUCAAUAAUUUUGCGCUGGAGACACUGGUCAGCAAAGGUGGCGGUCUGGAUCUGGUCACACAGAUUGGCGUGGAAGGCGCCUUUACGCUCCUCAGAGAAAAGCUGAAGACCUGGCGCCUCGAUGUGGAUGGAACACUUCCGGAAGAUCUCAAAAAUCGAGGGGUAGAUGAUGAGAAAACCCUGCCAAAGUACUACUACCGUGACGAUGCUCUGCGGUCGUACUACGUAGUUCACAAGUACGUCACCAGCGUCGUUAAGAUCUUCUACGAUGAUGGUAACAACUCUGCCAAGCUGAGGGAAGACAAGGAGGUACAGGCCUGGGCCAGAGCCCUCGCCUCUCCGUCCGACGGGAAUGUUGCUAUACAGGGAGUUCCUGGAAAUGGAGAAUUCUCUACCCUUGAUCAGCUGAUCCAGACAGUCACCUCCGUCAUCUUCACCAGCAGUGUUCAGCACGCAGCCGUCAACUUCAUGCAGUACGACCAGUACGCCUUCGUACCUAACAUGCCGCUCCUCUUAGAGGGGAACCCACCCACAAAUAAGAACAUCACAGAACAGGACGUCCUGGAUGCCCUGCCUGGGAAGAGGAAAACCGUUGAGAUCGGCCUAUUGGGUGACCUCCUCAGUGAGCGGGCAACAAAGCCUUUGGGAGACUUCUUGGUGUCAUACCUACAAGGUCCCAAAGUGCUGCAGGCCGUUCAGAGGUUCAAGCAGGAUUUAGCGGUUGUCGGAAGCAAAAUCGAACGUGAAAACCAAAUGCAACGUUUCCAGCCGUACGACUACUUAGAUCCAAAGCUCAUUCCAAACGCUAUCAGCAUCUAGAAAAUGUGACCGUAUUAUGCCCGCAAAUUAUAAAGAAGCUUUAA
Messenger RNA from Branchiostoma floridae (Florida lancelet), 2260 nucleotides. RefSeq names its product polyunsaturated fatty acid lipoxygenase ALOX15B-like. The record is from RefSeq and is a predicted model, not a curated record. Lineage: Eukaryota; Metazoa; Chordata; Leptocardii; Amphioxiformes; Branchiostomatidae. The coding region runs from base 132 to 2216 and encodes 694 amino acids. The transcript is spliced from 18 exons. Gene Ontology annotation, molecular function: metal ion binding; protein binding; oxidoreductase activity, acting on single donors with incorporation of molecular oxygen, incorporation of two atoms of oxygen. Gene Ontology annotation, biological process: lipid oxidation; hepoxilin biosynthetic process; arachidonate metabolic process.